ACUAUUACUCUAUCACCACAACUCGCAAAGAUAGCGUGCUGGCAGCGUCCAAACGCUAUUGCCCCUCAAGCCCCAAGCACAUAUCUUCCCGACACAGAUAGCGCUAAUUCAACAAGCCCUAGGCGAGCCUCCAAGAGGCUCGCGACGAAGCGAGCCCAUUUUAACGUGCAUUUUAGUAUGACGCAGCAGAGCGUGGAGAAGUCAGGAAAGUCUGCAACCAAUGGCUUGCAGAUUGUAGACGAGUUUCAGGAUGAUGACGAGUAUGAGGAGGAGGAGGAUGCCGGUGGAGAUGAGCGCCCCGGCGAGGAGAAUGGCCCUGACUCCGCCAAGGCCGGCAAACUAGCGGGCUGGUUCAAGUCACUUUUCAAGAAGGACAAGGCGGGCAAGCCAUCAAGCAAGCGCAGUUCUGCAUCCAGCUCGCGCAACGCGUCGACAACCCAACAUGCCCCUCAAAAGGCGCCCUCGCCCGCCCCCUCGAAGCCCUUGUCGCCAUCUGGCGACGCACUGAAGAGCCCGACACCCCCAGCACAUCCUCCACCACCUGCGAGCUUCCGCAGCAAGAGUCAGCACUCACUGGCGCACGCCUCGCCGAACGGCACAUCAGCGACCUCACCGCGUUUCGCGCCGGGCAAGGUUUCUCCCACGGGCGAGCCGCAGGAGCCUAGCACUCCGACUGCCAAUGGAGCUCCAGCGGCCGGCGGAGACGCAGUGCUGGUGUCGCCGGCCUCACGCAGCAAGUCCAUGUCGCUCAAGUCAGAGCUCAACCGGCUGCGCCAAUCGCCACUGCAGCACUCCAAGUCGUUCACGGAGCUAUCUCAAAAAGCCAGGAUCAUCCCCAAGCGCGGCAAUGAGGUGCUCAUCGUGUCGCCCACGGUGCCGCCGCGGAUGCAGCGCGCGGAGUGGUCGCUCCGUGACUAUGCGGUGGUCGAGAAGAUGUACAAGGGCUACGCCUCCAGCGUGUACAAGGCGUUCUGCAAGCGCUCCGGCGAGCUGGUGUGCCUCAAGGCGUACGACAUGGCGGCGCUGUGCGAGCUGAACAGGUUCCAGAUCUACCGCGAGGUGCAGCUUCACGGCAAGCUGGCGCACGGCAAUGUGAUCGGGCUGUACGGCGCCUUCCAGGUGGACAGCCAGGUGGUGAUGGUGCAGGAGUUCGCGGACGGCGGCGACCUGUUUACGCUGCUGCACAGGUACGGCGGUCGCAUGCCUGAGCGCCAGGCCGUGGAGAUGGUGCUGCAGCCCUGCCUCAAAGUGCUGCUGUACCUGCACGAGCAGGGCAUUCUGCACCGCGACCUGAAGCCGGAGAACAUCCUGUUCACGCGCAACAUGACCUUCAAGCUGUGCGACUUCGGCCUGGCCAUCGACCUGCGGGACGAGCGGGCCGUCACGCGCGCCGGGACACUGGAGUACAUGGCGCCCGAGGUGCUGGAGUGCCCCUUCAAGAGCCGGCCCAUUGACAACAAGGACAACGAGCGACUGCACUACACCGCCGCCGUGGACUCCUGGGCGGUGGGCGUGCUGGCCUACGAGCUGCUGGUGGGGCGGCCGCCCUUCGAGGCGCCGGAGCGGGAGGGCGUGGAGGACUGCAUCCGCAAGCAGGUGCCGCGCUACCCGUUCGGCCUGUCGGAGCUGGCGCGCGGCUUCAUCGCCACAGCGCUGCAGAAGGACCCGGAGCUGCGCCCCACCAUGCAGGAGAUGCUGGCGCACCCCUUCAUCUCAGGCGGCAAGCCCGCGCCCGCGCCCGCGCCGCGGCCCGCCACCGUCGUCGCCUCCGCCGUUGCCGCCGCCCACCACCACCACCCGCACCCGCAGCAGCAGCUGCGCGCCGCCGGCUCGGCCAUCAACGCCGCGGCGGCGGCGUCCGCCGUGGCGCAAGUCACCAGCCCCGGCGGCGGCCACGCGCUGCCCGCCGUGACGCCCAAGGGCGGCGCCGCCAAGGCGGCGAGCCGCGCCAUUGCGGCGGCGGGCGGCAUGGAUGACGACGACCUAGGAGUGGGUGCCCUGGCCAACCGCAUGAAGAGCUACACGGCCGGCAAGGCCAUCGCCAUCAGCCACCAGGCGCUCCAGGCCAACCGCCACGUGCACCUGCCGCACGUGGAGCACGACAACACAACCCGCGCCGCCGCCGCCAGCGCCGCCGCCGCCGCCGGCCCCAGCGGCGCGCACGGCAGUGCCGGCGGCGGCGGCGGCCCGCACGCGCCCGGCUCCAUCCACCGCGACCGGCCGAUUUCGCCGCUGGCGGCUGAGGCGAUGCAGCAGCAGGGCGGCGGAGGUGGCGCGCCCAAACUGGCGGCGCUGAACCCCAAGCUGGCGGCGACGCUGGGCGUGGGCGCGGCGGCGGGCCUGGUGGGGCGCACGGCCAGUGUGUCUCGCAUCAUGUGAGGCGCGGGCGCAUGAGGCAUGAGUUCCAGUGCUGUGCGCGCGGAGCAGCGCGGAGCAGCGUAUGCGGGAUUGGUCGGCAGGCGUCCGGGUUGGUAAAGGCUGCAUGCGGUCUGUGCGGUGUAGUUAAUGGGAUGGGUGAGUACGGAUAUAUUUGCAAGGAAGAAGCGCGCUAGCGCGGCUGCAGGUGUGAACGAGUACAGGCUGGUGCAGGCACUGCGUCCGGGCGAAGGGGAAGACGGUAGUGGGGUGCCGCGCUGCAUGCGGCGCCGAGGGAUCUUGCGGCGUGGCGCUAGAAAGCGCCUUACUUGGCACUCGUGUCUUGUUACGUGUCGUUGCGAUAUCGUGAUGCAGUGUGUUGAACAGCAGGAAGCAAUGCCUGUGCUGUGAGGGGCAGGCACUGGUGUGAAGUCCGUGAUCCGCCAUAGAUUUGGCACACAGGAAGAGGUGCGAAGUAGGCGAGCUGGCAGGGUGGCCAGAGCCGGGUCCUGGCAGGCACCAUCGAUGAUAGAAGUAUGAUCAUUUAGCGGCACACGGCAGUUGUGCGCUGUGCGGCGGGGGAUCGGCAAUCGCGCGCUUCAGUGGUGAGAGGGGGUGCGCUUGGAAGCGCGUGGGGGCACUUCCCCCGAGAACUGGGCGUGGGUAUGUGCCAAGAACUCUAUUCAUUCCGUGACGCGUUUUCUCGGCAACAGUAGCUGCAUGCAGUACCUGCUCGUUGGUUUCUAGCGACCAUGCGUUUGACACUUGAGUCUUAUGAGGCAGCACGCACUCUUGCUACACUAGCUGCUGCGGGGGGUUGUGAGCGCUGGCUGGCACUGGGGGACGGAGUAACGGAUGGCGGGUCUGGUCAGUGGACGCGUGCGUGUGGUAAACGCGUUAGCCCAGUCCCGCCGCUUGCCGGGCGGGCUGGGCUGGCGCGGGUUCCAGACUGAGGCUGUUCACUUAAUCCAGCGGUGAUGUACGUGACCCCGUAAGUCUAUAAGAUUACGCCAACGCAUGGAGAUACAGUUGUGGGUCUGUAGCGUGUUUAGUGGGUAUGCUCGACUUAGAACGUUUGAUGUGUGCCCUCUCGCACGGAUCAACGAGCAAUUCAACAGACUGUUUGCAUUUCGUCUUUCGACUGAGGUGGUGCAAGCUGCGUCCAGGCGCGUAGCUUUGGGGGCGCACAGCUAGGUUGCAAGUCAGGACAAGGAUGUACUGCGUUGAAGAACGCUUGCCGUCGUGCGCGGCACUUGAAGACGUAGAACGCACGCAAACGCCCAACUCAAAUGUAAUG
Chlamydomonas reinhardtii is the source of this 3652-nucleotide messenger RNA. RefSeq lists its product as uncharacterized. Gene Ontology annotation, cellular component: spindle microtubule; spindle pole centrosome; chromosome passenger complex. Gene Ontology annotation, molecular function: ATP binding; protein kinase activity. Bases 178 to 2379 code for a protein of 733 amino acids. Lineage: Eukaryota; Viridiplantae; Chlorophyta; Chlorophyceae; Chlamydomonadales; Chlamydomonadaceae. The transcript has 9 exons. The record is from RefSeq and is a predicted model, not a curated record. Gene Ontology annotation, biological process: protein phosphorylation; regulation of cytokinesis; mitotic spindle organization.